CACAGUGAGUUUGAAGAGGAUGAAGUUAAUGAUGAUCUGGAGAUGGAGUUCUAAAAAAGCUUCGAAAUUUGUUCAGCCUCGCUUCCUGGAGACAGGUACGCUGAGAAAUGCUUCACUCCUCCAUUGCCCGAAUGAGGUAUAUUCUUGCUGCGGACGAGACUAUUCUGGUUUCAGCGAUAGGAAUCUGUCUUACAGAGAGAGAUUGAGAAGUGGGCUUGCUGAUAUCAAGGCAGAGGAUGCUGUUGAUCUCUUUCAAGACAUGAUUAGGUCUCGUCCUCUUCCCACUGUCACUGAUUUCAAUAGAUUGUCUAGUGCCGUUGCCAGAACAAAGCAGUAUGAUCUCGUUCUAGCUCUCUCCAAGCAGAUGGAGCUGAUUGGGAUUGCGUAUGACUUGUACUCUCUCAAUAUUGUCAUCAAUUGUUUCUGUCGGCGUGGUAGAGUUUGUUUCGCUUAUUCUGUUUUGGGGAAGAUCCUGAAACUUGGGUAUGAGCCUAGCACUAUCACGUUUAACACUCUACUUAAUGGGUUAUGUCUCGAGGGCCGAGUCUCCCAAGCCGUGGGAUUAGUUGAUCGAAUGGUAGAAAUGAGACAGACACCCGAUCUCAUUACCAUUAACACUCUGGUUAAUGGACUUUGUCUCAAAGGUAAAGUGUCUGAAACUGUGGUUUUGAUAGAUCGAAUGAUUGAAAAUGGCUGUCAACCCAAUGAAGUUACCUUUGGACCGGUUUUAAAUGUAAUGUGCAAGUCCGGCAAAACUGCCUUGGCCAUGGAGUUGCUCAGAAAGAUGGAAGAAAGAAAGAUCAAGCUCGAUGUAGUCCAUUACAGUAUCAUCAUCGAUGGUCUUUGCAAAGACGAAAACCUCGACGAUGCACUCAACCUUUUCAACGAAAUGGAAGUGAAAGGUUUUAAAGCAGAUGUUAUUACCUACACCACUCUCAUUAGAGGCUUUUGUAAUGAUGGCAGAUGGGAUGAUGGUGCGCAGUUGCUCAGGGAUAUGAUCACAAGGAGAAUCACCCCCAACGUUGUCACAUUCAGUGUUUUGAUUGAUAGUUUUGUGAAAGAGGGAAAGCUUCUAGAGGCCGAAGAACUGCACGAGGAGAUGAUUCGACGAGGUAUAUCUCCUACUACUGUUACAUAUAGUUCUUUGAUAGAUGGGUUUUGCAAGGAGAACCGCCUAGACAAGGCAAACCAGAUGCUGGACCUGAUGGUUAGCAAAGGUUGUGAUCCUAAUAUCGUGACUUAUAGUAGUCUCAUAAAUGGAUAUUGUAAGGCUGAGCGGGUCGAUGAUGGUUUUGAAUUGUUCCGCAAAAUGUCCCUGAGAGGAGUGGUUGCUAAUACAGUUACUUAUAGCACUCUAAUCCAUGGGUUUUGUCAAUCGGGAAAACUUGAGGUUGCUAAAGAACUCUUCCAAGCGAUGGUUUCUCGUCGUGUUCCUCCUGAUAUCGUGACUUANUUGACGGUUGAAUUGCAUUUUAUUCAAGGAUCUUCAGUCUGUUCCGGAAUCAGUCUAUUAGAAGUUUCAGAUUUGACCAGUUUCUGUGGAGACAUCAAAUGA
Messenger RNA from Camelina sativa (false flax), 1555 nucleotides. The record is from RefSeq and is a predicted model, not a curated record. NCBI's taxonomy places the organism in Eukaryota, Viridiplantae, Streptophyta, Magnoliopsida, Brassicales, Brassicaceae.